ACUCCUGGGGCUGGCAGUCGCAUUCCCUCAGGCUACCCAGACGCCACCCUCUGUCCUUGCUCCUCGCCUCCUGACUCCUUUCCCAACACUGGUGCUUCCUGAGGGUGCUGCGGUGCUUCCCUGGUGUUGUGUUGAUCACGGCGUGCUAGUGUGCGGCUCCGCCAGUGCCAACGUGGCCCAGAGGAAAAGAAACGACGAAAAGUGCACAGGACAACGUGUGAGAUCCUCAAGGUUAAGGACAAAGCAACGAGCCGAUCAGCGUGUGAAGAUAAACUGCGAUUCGUGACUGAACAAUGCUUUAUUCCGAGGCGUUUUGAGGCAGCGAGUGAUGCUGUGAGGCGACCACCGGACACACUCCCCAGCAGCCAAGCCCCUGAUACACAGUGUCUUCUCGCCGUGCCCUUCACCUGACAAUUCACUCCAGCAUGGCCAUGUCACCCCUCAACGUGGGGAGCCCCUCGGAGGCCCUCAAGCGCAAGUCACCAGAUGACACAGAAGGGGUGGUGCUGUCCCUACGCAAGAACCACGUGACGAGCCCUCCGUCCCUCACCUCCUCCAACAACACCCAGGUCUUCUCAGUCAUCGAUGGCCAGAUCAUGCAGGACGACGUGUGUGACGACGUGGUGGACGAUGUGGUGGACGACGUGGCUGACGACCCUGAUGACGAGGAACGUGUGGGCGGGCACCCGUCGAGCCUGGGACCAAUCACGAGCAUCGGGGGCGUGGGUGGCACCGCCUCCUUCGCUUCCACGCCCAGAAUACACACGCCCACCACCGACUUCCAGCCACCGUACUUCCCCCCUCCUUACCUGGGCACAGAGAACCAGAUGACGACACACCAUCCGGCAGCAGACCCCUACCAGCUGCACUCCCUCCCCGCCAACUACACCACCUACACCUCGGCGACGCUGCAGAACCGACAUGAGGUACCAAGGAGGGAAGAUCCGCUUCAUGUCAGCGGACAGGUGGGCCUCUACGACAGGAGCUACGCCGGGGUGGACAGAGCCGGCGCCGUGCUCAUGGGCGCCGCCAGACACGAAGACAUCAUUCUCAGCAACACUAUCCACCCACACGCCAUUGAAGAGCCGGUGCAGGCCAAACGGGCGAUUGCUAGUCAACAGUUUGCAGAGCGUGGCCUGUUUCUGGAAGGAGUGCUAGAAUCUGACACGAGUUUCACCGGAGAUAUCUUCAAACACGACGGCUUUGCUGGCCUGAAGAGCGAGAAGAGCAUGGGUGUGUCAGGAGUGCUGUCUGGAAACGACGUGUUCUGCUCAGUGCCGGGCCGCCUGUCCCUCCUGUCCUCCACUUCCAAGUACAAGGUCACGGUGGCGGAGGUGCAGCGCCGCCUCUCCCCUCCCGAGUGCCUCAACGCCUCCCUCCUCGGUGGUGUGCUGCGUAGAGCCAAGAGCAAGAACGGAGGGCGGAUCCUGCGUGACAAACUAGAGAAGAUCGGACUAAACCUUCCGGCGGGACGGAGAAAGGCCGCCAAUGUCACGCUGCUUACGUCCCUGGUGGAAGGCGAGGCCAUCCACCUGGCGCGGGACUUCGGCUACGUGUGCGAGACCGAGUUCCCAGCGCGCCAGAUCGCCGAGUACCUCUGCCGCCAGCACUCAGACCCCGCCGAGCAGUACAGACGCAAGGACCUCAUUCUUGCCACGAAACAAAUCACCAAAGAGCUGAUGGACCUUCUGAAUCAGGACCGAUCGCCUCUGUGCAACACGCGGCCGCAGAUCAUCCUGGAGCCUUCCAUCCAACGACACCUCACCCACUUCUCCCUCAUCACCCACGGCUUCGGCUCCCCCGCUAUCGUCGCAGCCCUCACAGCCAUCCAGAACUUCUUGACGGAGUCGCUGAAGCAUCUCGAGAAGUCCUUCCCUUCCUCUAAUUCCCACCUCACCGUCACGCCCUCCAUAGACCUCAAGAACAAGGAAAUGGAGAAGAAAUAACGGCGUGGCCCACCGUCUUUCUCCCUCCCGCCCCCCGCACCCGCACCCGGACGGCCAGCCCCCCUGGGCCGCCGCGAGGGAGCGCCGCGCCCUCACCCCUGUGAGGAUGACGCCCGCGCGGUCUUCAAUGCCUCACUUCAGUGUCCGAGACUCAUAUCAUAUGGAGACCCCGGGCAGGCGGCGGCUCCUGGACCAGCUUUCUCCAGCCCGGCCUGACGCUGCUCCCCUUCUGUACAUAGACCCUUGGAUAGGCCCCUAAGGUUACUGCAUGGCCGCCGCGCCGUGCCCUGAUGGCAGACAAGUGCAAUAGCGCACGGGAAUUAGCGCAGAAUACUCGGCUUUGUGGGAACGAAACGUAACGAAAGAGACAAUAGAAGUGAUUUCUGGGAAAUUUAUUUAAAUAUCCUCACCUCUUCUAAGAGGCUUAAUGAAUCUCACAAUCAGUAGAACAUUUUAAGUGUAGUUUGCUAAGGUUUGUACAAAUGCCAUAUUGCCAUAUUUUGAUCUUUAAGGAUAUAAAAGCUCCUUAUCCACAGCUUAGUUUGCGAUCACCAAGACGCGUCACGCAAAGAUAGAUUUGGAUACAAAGCGAGGCAGUGUUGACCUUCUCAUGUGCCACUCAUGGUAACCACCAGGAAAGAUCAAUGAUAUUGUGAUGAUCUACCAUUUAACAGUAUUGUCUACGUACGGAAUACGUUGUUUUGUAUCUAGCGAGUAGCCAAACUUUGUACGUUAUAGUAGUGUUAUGGCGGAGGCCCCGCGCCGGUCGCCGCCACCCAAACAUAUCUGCCAAAACCAUGUACCAAGUGCAAUCUCUUGGCGAUGUGAUGUAUCGAUUAGACAGCCCGGCGGGCGCCCGGGCACCGCUGCGGUGACGGGGCGAGGGCGCCCCCAGCCCUCACAGUUGUAAUAUUUAGCCACCAGCAGGUGUCCGGGCCGACCCGCCUCUUGUACAGUGUAGAAAGGACCUACAAACUUUAUCUCUCUCUGGACGGGAUUCUCUCACCUAACCUCCUGGCUGGGAGUAGCGUAGUGUUAAUCUUACCUAGGUGAUAGGAGCCACCCUCUCACUCAGGCGCCAAGUGUCAGGCGUCCUCCAGGCAUGACAGAAACAAAACAAUAUUGCAUACCACAAUUUCCCACUUGCAAUUUGAACAUAUCUUACUGUUAGUCUCUCUACUCUCUCCUCGUCACGUUCUCCUCCCUCGUCUUCAUUAAUCUUGCAAGUCUUUCUUUCACUACGUUUUGCAUAUCAACUUCUUCUAUAACCUUCCUAUUCUACUGUCCCUCUACCUACUCACUCGCCUCUCACUGUCUACCCCCUGUCUCCCCCUGUCUCUCCGCUCAGUCGUUGCCUUUCGUUGUCCCAUCAUUGUGAUCCUCGUAGUGUGCGAUCUCUCUAAAGUGAUCUGUACCUUCCCACAAGUACAAUCAAGGGCGUGAUUACCUUGCUCGCCUCUAUUUAUAUAAGCUGCUUCAGUAUAUGUACUUCUCUCUCUCUCUCUCUCUCUCUCUCUCUCUCUCUCUCUCUCUCUCUCUCUCUCUCUCUCUCUCUCUCUCUCUCUCUCUCUCUCAUUCAGCAUAUCACUGCUUGGUAUCAGAAUUUUUUUUUUAUCUCGCUAGUCUUGCAUUCACACUUCGUGUUUCCUCGGUAAGUGUAUGACAAUUCCUCUCUCUCUCUCUCUCUCUCUCUCUCUCUCUCUCUCUCUCUCUCUCUCUCUCUCUCUCUCUCUCUCUGCUCCUCCUCCUCACGUCCCAGGAGGCGCCAGCAGCCCUCCCUGUGAUCCUGCAGGACUUCAGUGGUCGUAUUACUCAUCUCCUCAAGACUAUCAAACUACUAUUUUUCUAUCAUUAUUAUUUUAUUAUUGUGAACAUAAUGAGCAAUGUGAUGUAUGUGAUUAGUUGGUCUGAUGUGCGAUAAACAUGAUGUGACAAUGGGUGUGAAGAAGCUGGGAUGUGCGCACCGGCCCUUUCAUUUUUUUUUUUUUUUAAGCUUCGGGAGGUUUAUAUAUAUUUUUUUUUCGUAUUUAACCAAGGGUAGGGGGCGACGCUCCCCUCCGAGGCUUUCCCACCGGCGCGCGCAUCCCACCGCCCCCUUUGGACUUUGUUGUGAGGGACCCGCGCCAAGUUUUCGGCUCGGGUCCUGAUGUCUUGUUGAUUUUUCUCUCUUAUUUUUGAUACCUUUUGCUUGUAAGACUCCGAUUCUCAGUAAAGACAGCAGGGGCGGUGUUUGAGACGCAGCCGCCCCCACUCCUGUGCCCUCGUCUCUGCCUCACUCUGGUACUGAUUCUCUCGUCUCGUUCUCACUUCCUUACAUGACACUCACUCCACACUCACUCAUCACCCUUAUACCUAACACUCACAAAUCACUAGUUCACCACUCUUAUACUCAAUUCACACUCAUUUCCUCACCGCCACGUUCUAAUCCCGAACACCUUACUCCCCCAUCGCAACUUUACUCAUCCAGCAUCCUUCCCCCACGGCUACAACACCCACACUCCACUAACUUUUCCUUUACCCCCUCCCUCCUUCCCCAGCAUCCUUUCACGUCUAAUCUCUGCCUCCUCCUGAAACUCUCGCCAUUAUCUGAAAACUUCAUCAUAGUUAAGUCUACCUUCCUUUCAUUUGUUUUCUUGCUUUCACUCAAACUCCACUCCAUCCACUCCCCUCACUGCUCACCUCAUGCCAUUUGUUUAAUAUUCUUUUAUUUUGUCUCUCUUCCCUGUCACCGCUACACGCCACCUAAGUACUGUGGCCACGUGACUCUUUGGUUCAAUACUCGACUCGCGGUCUGAAGGUUGCGAGUUCAAUUCUCGCUCUCUCUCUCUCUCUCUCUCCUUCUCUCCUUGUAUUUUACUGUGGCGGUUUAACUCAUUCAUUCAUCACGUCCCCUUAUUCAUUCUGUCCUGUAAUUCACCUCUACUACACCCACUGUAAUAUUCAUACACUGAUACACCACACUGCACGACACUACUCCACAUACCACACCACUCCACACACCACACCACUCCACACACCACACCACUCCACACACCACACCACUCUACACACCACACCACUCCACACCCCCACACUGCCCCCUUGCCCUUCCAAAUCUCUGCAAUUAAGGCGUUGCUCAGACACCUUUAUUUUCUGCAAAGGAAAGACUCUUUUUUGUUGCCCAAUUCCAAUGUAAUGUUAUAUUAUUAAAUAAGGUAUUUUAUACUGUGUUUCCCCGCCACUUGGACGGGCGUGGUUGUUUUUUGUGUGUUCCUCCAUAAUGGAAGGUACCAACGUGUUGUAUAGUUUAUCUGUCAACUUGAAAUAAUUUUAAUGCUAAAGGAUGCCAUAUGUAGAUUAAUAAUAAAAAUCUUAACAAGACUCA
Scylla paramamosain (green mud crab) is the source of this 5310-nucleotide messenger RNA. It is a transcript of the gene TfAP-2, whose product is annotated as transcription factor AP-2-epsilon-like. Gene Ontology annotation, molecular function: RNA polymerase II transcription regulatory region sequence-specific DNA binding; DNA-binding transcription factor activity, RNA polymerase II-specific. Bases 426 to 1946 code for a protein of 506 amino acids. The transcript has 11 exons. The record is from RefSeq and is a predicted model, not a curated record. Gene Ontology annotation, cellular component: nucleus. NCBI's taxonomy places the organism in Eukaryota, Metazoa, Arthropoda, Malacostraca, Decapoda, Portunidae. Gene Ontology annotation, biological process: regulation of cell population proliferation; regulation of transcription by RNA polymerase II; anatomical structure development.